Messenger RNA from Eremothecium sinecaudum, 1920 nucleotides. It is a transcript of the gene DED1, whose product is annotated as DEAD-box ATP-dependent RNA helicase DED1. Lineage: Eukaryota; Fungi; Ascomycota; Saccharomycetes; Saccharomycetales; Saccharomycetaceae. The coding region runs from base 1 to 1920 and encodes 639 amino acids. Gene Ontology annotation, molecular function: RNA helicase activity; RNA binding; ATP binding. The record is from RefSeq and is a predicted model, not a curated record. Gene Ontology annotation, cellular component: nucleus. The transcript has a single exon.
AUGUCUGAACUAAUUAACAAGAUGGAAAACUUGAGCGUGGAUGAUGCAGCUAAAAAAAAGAUAGCUUACGAACCUCCCCACGUUAGAAGAAAGAGAGAACAAGGAGCUGACCCUUCUCCAAGGAGAGGUAAAUCUAACAACGGUUCGCGUUUAGAAGGCGGUAAUAAUGGUUUCGGUGCUGGAUAUAGUAAGAGUAAUCGUGAUAACUGGUCUGGAGCUCACGGAAGAGGUGGUGCAAAGGGUGGCGACAGAGGCGGUACGUCGAGGUUCGGGCGCUGGAUCGAUGGCAAACAUUUGCCAGCGAAAAGAAACGAGAGUCUAGAAGUACAGUUGUUUGGUACCGCUGAAGAUCCUAGCUUCCAGUCUUCAGGUAUUAAUUUUGAUAACUACGAUGAUAUUCCUGUGGAGGCUUCUGGUCAGGAUGUUCCACAACCUAUUACAGAGUUCACGUCUCCUCCAUUAGAUGCUUUGUUACUGGAGAACAUUCUUUUGGCGCGUUUCACGAGACCUACACCAGUUCAGAAGUACUCGGUGCCUAUUGUUGCUAACGGAAGAGAUUUAAUGGCUUGUGCACAAACUGGUUCUGGUAAAACUGGUGGUUUCUUAUUUCCAGUUCUUUCUCAAUCUUUCAGCGAAGGACCAGCUCCUGCUCCAGAGGGUAGCAACAAUUACUAUAUGAGCAAGGCUUACCCAACAGCUGUUGUUCUUGCUCCUACCAGAGAGUUGGCUACCCAAAUUUUCGACGAAGCCAAGAAGUUUACUUAUAGAUCUUGGGUUAAGCCAUGUGUUGUUUACGGUGGUGCUGACAUUCGUCUCCAAAUUAAGGAGUUGGAACGUGGUUGCGAUCUUAUUGUUGCAACACCAGGUCGUCUAAAUGACUUGUUGGAACGUGGUAAGAUCUCCUUAUGCAAUGUGAAGUACUUGGUUCUUGACGAAGCUGAUAGAAUGUUAGAUAUGGGUUUUGAACCUCAAAUUAGACACAUUGUUGAAGGUUGUGAUAUGCCAACUGUUGAGAACAGACAAACAUUAAUGUUUUCAGCCACCUUCCCAACUGAUAUUCAACACUUGGCCUCUGACUUCUUAAAGGACUACAUUUUCUUAUCCGUUGGUAGAGUUGGUUCUACCUCCGAAAACAUUACCCAAAAAGUCUUACACGUCGAGGAUAUCGAUAAGAGAUCCGUUCUAUUGGACUUGUUGGCUGCUUCAGAUGGUGGUUUAACAUUGGUUUUUGUUGAAACCAAGAGAAUGGCUGAUGCUUUGACAGACUUCUUAAUCAUGCAAGGUUUGUCAGCAACAGCAAUUCAUGGUGACCGUACUCAAGCCGAACGUGAACGUGCUUUGUCCUACUUUAGAGCUGCUAAGGCUAACAUUCUAGUCGCUACUGCUGUUGCUGCUAGAGGUUUGGAUAUUCCAAAUGUUACACACGUUAUCAACUACGAUUUGCCAUCUGAUAUCGAUGACUACGUCCACCGUAUUGGUAGAACUGGUCGUGCUGGAAACACUGGUUUGGCAACCGCUUUUUUCAACCGCGGUAACAAGAACGUUGUCAAGGAGCUUGUUGAUAUUUUGCAAGAAGCAAACCAAGAGGUCCCAUCCUUCUUGACACAAAUCACUAGAGAGGCCUCUUAUGGCAAGCCUACCAGAGGUGGCCGCGGUGGUUACAACCGUGCUACUAAUACCAGAGAUUACCGUCGCCAUGGCGCUCCCGCUGGUGCUAGCUCCGAAUGGGGAAACAACAACAGAGCGAACUCCGGCUGGAGUAGCAACACCAGAUCUGGUUUUGGCUGGGGUAACGGUGGUUCCGAAUGGGGUGGAAACUCUGUUUCUUGGAGUGGUAACGCCAACGGUAGCGGUAACGCAGGUGGUCCUUCCUGGGGUGGAAGCGGCUCCAAGCCAUCUGGAAACAAUUCCUGGUGGUGA